UUUAAGAGUUCGAGGCAGAAGCAAAACCUUUACUUUCCUUUUCUUUAUUUAUAUCUCAGAAAUAUGCCCAAAAAAGCUGCCGUUUCUUGUGAUUGAGAUUUUAUUUGAGGUUUUUAGCCGAGAUUAACUAACACCUACAGGAUUAUUCUACUAUUUGUUGCUAAUGAACAAAAUGUUCCGCAGUCUAUUAAGAUCAGCUGUGGUUGAAUCUGAACUGUUUGGUUAAGAUGCAAGUGGAGGUCAUGCAAAUACCCAAUGAGGUUAACAUUUCCAAUGAUAAUCUUGAAAUCAAACAAGAUUUUGAAUCUGAACUGUUUGGUGAAGAUGCCAAUUGAGGUUGUGCAGAUACCAAUAAUGGAGGACCUGCUCCUAUACUUGUCAAAGCUGAGCAGCCAUGUUCAGCAGCUCGAAAAAGCAAUCUUUCUGAUAAAGAUUGUGUCUUGAAGACUGUUAUGGGUGUACUCAAUGAGCCGACUCUGAAGAAGUUUGAUCUCCUAAAUAGACAAUUGAUAAUUACAGGGAUAACUAGUGCAGACAUUCUGAAGGGUGUUGUUACCUUGAUAUUUGACAAGGCUGUACUGGAACCAACAUUUUGCACGAUGUAUGCCCAACUGUUUUCUGAUCUCAAUGCAAAGCUGCCACCAUUUCCUUCUGAUGAGCCUGGUGGCAAAGAGAUUACAUUCAAGCGUGUUCUAUUGAAUAAUUGUCAGGAGGCAUUUGAAGGUGCUGCCAAUAUGCGAGAAGAGGCGAGGCAAAUGACAUCCCCGGAGCAGGAGUCAGAAUGCAAGGACAAAGAAAGGUUGAUAAAAUUGCGGACUCUUGGCAAUAUACGGCUUAUUGGAGAGCUUGUGAAGCAAAAGAUGGUCCCUGAAAAGGUUGUUCAUCACAUCGUUCAGGAACUAUUAGGACAAGAUCCCAAAAGUUGUCCGGAAGAAGAGAAUGUUGAAGCCAUUUGCCAGUUCUUCAACUCCAUUGGAAAACAGCUUGAUGAGAAACACAAGUCAAGGCGCAUCAAUGAUGUGUACUUUAACCGGUUGAAAGAACUCUCUACAAACCCUCAGUUGGCUCCACGUUUAAGGUGUAUGGUUCUUGAUGUGCUGGAUUUACGUUCCAAUAACUGGGUGCUUAGAUGGGAAGAGGGGAAACCAAAAAUCAUCACAGAGAUUCACACGGAAGCAAAGACCUUGGAGUUGCGUUCUGGUGCCAUUGCAAGCAUGAGAUAUUCACGUGGUCCUCUGGGUCCUCAAGGCGGCUUGAUUUCAAGCGGCUAUCGGCGAGGAACUGGUGGUAUGACGCCUGGAAUGCUGGGAGUUAGGAAGAUGCUGGGUAUGCCUGAGAUGGAUAAUGACAACUGGGAGGGAGAACCUGCUCCUACACUUGACAAAGCCGAGCAGCCGUGUUCAGCAGCUCGAAAAAGCGAUCUUUCCGAGAAAGAUUGUGUCUUGAAGACUGUUAUGGGUGUACUGAAUGAGCCGACUCUGAAGAAGUUUAAUCUCCUAAAUAGACAAUUGAUAAUUACAGGGAUAACUAGUGCAGACAUUCUGAAGGGUGUUGUUACCUUGAUAUUUGACAAGGCUGUACUGGAACCAACAUUUUGCACGAUGUAUGCCCAACUGUUUUCUGAUCUCAAUGCAAAGCUGCCACCAUUUCCUUCUGAUGAGCCUGGUGGCAAAGAGAUUACAUUCAAGCGUGUUAUAUUGAAUAAUUGUCAGGAGGCAUUUGAAGGUGCUGCCAAUCUGCGUGAAGAGGCGAGGCAAAUGACAUCCCUGGAGCAGGAGUCAGAACGCAAGGACAAAGAAAGGUUGAUAAAAUUGCGGACUCUUGGCAGUAUACGGCUUAUCGGAGAGCUUGUGAAGCAAAAGAUGGUCCCUGAAAAGAUUGUUCAUCACAUCGUUCAGGAACUAUUAGGACAAGAUCCCAAAAGUUGUCCGGAAGAAGAGAAUGUUGAAGCCAUUUGCCAGUUCUUCAACUCCAUUGGAAAACUGCUUGAUGAGAAACACAAGUUAAGGCGCAUCAACGAUGUGUACUUUAACCGGUUGAAAGAACUCUCUACAAACCUUCAGUUGGCUCCACGUUUAAGGUGUAUGGUUCUUGAUGUGCUGGAUUUACGUUCCAAUAACUGGGUGCUUAGACGGGAAGAGGGGAAACCAAAAAUCAUCACAGAGAUUCACACGGAAGCAAAGACCUUGAAGUUGCGUUCUGGUGCCACUGCAAGCAUGAGAAACUCACGUGGUCCUCAAGGCGGCUUGAUUUCUAGCGGCUAUCGGCGAGGAACUGGUGGUAUGACGCCUGGAAUGCCGGGAGUUAGGAAGAUGCCGGGGAGGACCUGCUCCUAUACUAGUCAAAGCCGAGCAGCGAUGUUCAGCAGCUCAAAAAAGCGUGUCUUGAAGACUGUUAUGGGUGGACUCAAUGAGCCGACUCUGAAGAAGUUUGAUCUCCUAAAUAGACAAUUGAUAAUUACAGGGAUAACUAGUGCAGACAUUCUGAAGGGUGUUGUUACCUUGAUAUUUGACAAGGCUGUACUGGAACCAACAUUUUGCACGAUGUAUGCCCAACUGUUUUCUGAUCUCAAUGCAAAGCUGCCACCAUUUCCUUCUGAUGAGCCUGGUGGCAAAGAGAUUACAUUCAAGCGUGUUCUAUUGAAUAAUUGUCAGGAGGCAUUUGAAGGUGCUGCCAAUCUGCGAGAAGAGGCGAGGCAAAUGACAUCCCUGGAGCAGGAGUCAGAACGCAAGGACAAAGAAAGGUUGAUAAAAUUGCGGACUCUUGGCAGUAUACAGCUUAUCGGAGAGCUUGUGAAGCAAAAGAUGGUCCCUGAAAAGAUUGUUCAUCACAUCGUUCAGGAACUAUUAGGACAAGAUCCCAAAAGUUGUCUGGAAGAAGAGAAUGUUGAAGCUAUUUGCCAGUUCUUCAACACCAUUGGCAAACUGCUUGAUGAGAAACAAACGUCAAGGCGCAUCAACGAUGUAUACUUUCACCGGUUGAAGGAACUAUCUACAAACCCUCAGUUGGCUUCACGUUUAAGGUGUAUGGUUCUUGAUGUGCUGGAUUUACGUUCCAAUAACUGGGUGCCUAGAUGGGAAGAGGGGAAACCAAAAACCAUCACAGAGAUUCACACAGAAGCGAAGACCUUGGGGUUGCGUUCUGGUGCCUCUGCAAGUAUGAGAAAUUCACGUGGUCCUCUGGGUCCUCAAGGUGGCUUGAUUUCUGGCGGCUAUCGGCGAGGAACUGGUGGUAUGACGCCUGGAAUGCCGGGAGUUAGGAAGAUGCCGGUUAUGCCUGGGAUGGAUAAUGACAACUGGGACGUUCCUAGAUCAUGGUCGAUGCCGAGAGGUAAUGGACCAAUGGUGCAGCCUGGUGGACGUGGUCCGCCACCACUGGUCGUCAAGUCGCCCUCAUUGAACCCAAGGCUUCUGCCUCAGGGUAGUGAUGGCUUCGUGAGUGCUCAGGGUAGUGGUGCACCUCCUGCUGGAAAGUAGUGUGUUCAUAGAAAGAUUUUGCCUUUUGAGAUUGGUUAAUUGUCUUCCAUUAGUUAUAUAUUUAUUUCCCCUUUUGACUAGUUAAAUUAAAAGUUUUGUCAAACUUGUGAGUUCAUACUGCAAUUUGCUGCAUAGGAAGAUAUACCAUUUUUGAAGGAAGAUUCGAAAUCACAAGUCUGUCAUUUGUUGGUGCUUUA
Molecule: messenger RNA, 3673 nt
Organism: Nicotiana tabacum (common tobacco)
Lineage: Eukaryota; Viridiplantae; Streptophyta; Magnoliopsida; Solanales; Solanaceae
Cellular component (GO): eukaryotic translation initiation factor 4F complex
Molecular function (GO): mRNA binding; protein binding; translation initiation factor activity
Source: RefSeq, a predicted model, not a curated record